Messenger RNA from Acanthopagrus latus (yellowfin seabream), 667 nucleotides. Its product is annotated as molybdopterin synthase catalytic subunit. Gene Ontology annotation, molecular function: molybdopterin synthase activity. The record is from RefSeq and is a predicted model, not a curated record. Gene Ontology annotation, biological process: Mo-molybdopterin cofactor biosynthetic process. Bases 47 to 631 code for a protein of 194 amino acids. NCBI's taxonomy places the organism in Eukaryota, Metazoa, Chordata, Actinopteri, Spariformes, Sparidae. The transcript is spliced from 5 exons. Gene Ontology annotation, cellular component: cytosol.
AGACGAGGUUGCUGUGGUGCCGCCGCUCAGCGGAGGAUAAACACGGAUGGUCAGUAUCGAGCGUUCUGAGCGUCUCUGUAGACGAGACGAGUCGUCGCACAGCUCCGAGUGUCUGAUGCUGCUUCUACACCAACAUCAGCGGAUGGCCGAGUCAGAGGAGCGGAGAGACGUCUUCAAGCUGAGCCGUGAUUGGCUGUCUGUACAGGAAGUGGUCGACACCGUCAGCAGCUCCUCCUGUGGAGCCAUUUCAGUUUUUAUAGGUACGACCCGGGAGGACGAGGUGGAUGGGAGGACGGUGAUUGGUCUGGAGUACGAGGCGUACGAGCUCAUGGCCCAGUCAGAGUUCACGAAGCUGUGUGCUGACAUCAGAGAGCGCUGGCCAACCGUGACGCACAUCUGUGUCCACCACCGGCUGGGGUGGGUGGAGGUGGGUCAGGCCAGUGUCGCCAUGGCGAUCUCAUCUCCUCAUCGCCAUGACAGCCAGCAGGCGAUCCAGCGCUGCAUCGACCAGCUGAAGGCCAACAUCCCCAUCUGGAAGAAGGAAGUGUACGACACGCAGGAUUCCAGCUGGAAGGAGAACGCCGAGUGUUCCUGGGCCACUCGGAACAAGUUGUCCUCAGAGAGCGUGUGAAGAUGUGCAUCGUUAAUAAAACACUGAUCAGUGACG